Vitis riparia (riverbank grape) is the source of this 1792-nucleotide messenger RNA. Its product is annotated as pectate lyase-like. The transcript has 4 exons. The record is from RefSeq and is a predicted model, not a curated record. Gene Ontology annotation, molecular function: pectate lyase activity. NCBI's taxonomy places the organism in Eukaryota, Viridiplantae, Streptophyta, Magnoliopsida, Vitales, Vitaceae. Bases 181 to 1506 code for a protein of 441 amino acids.
UUCAUUUUUAAUUUGGCCAAGCCAAACCAUGCAGCAAGCCUAGACAAAUUUCACUCUGGUUCAGUGGGUUGGUCAGUUUAGGUCUGACCCUGAAGAGCCAAGGGGCUAGACCCUGGACCCUGGUUAAUUUCUUACAUUUGAUAGUCGCAAAUAGAAAGAGAAAAGGAAUAGCAUACGAUCAUGAAAAUGGGGACAUAUAAGUUCAGUAGUCUUUUGUUGUUGUCUUUCUUUGCAUUUGCUGUGUUGGCUCCGUCGAUUCGAGCCCACAUCGGAGAAUUUGAUGAGGUGUGGCAGAAGCGAGCUGAGGAGGCCCAGAAGGCUGCAUUGGAGGCCUAUCAACCGAACCCGGAAGAGGUCACCAACCAGUUCAACAAGAAUGUCCGCAAGUCCAUGCAGGGAACCAACACAACGAGGAGGAACUUGAGGAGUAACAAAGGUCCAUGCAUGGCCACGAACCCUAUCGACAGGUGCUGGAGAUGCAAGCAGGACUGGGCUAAAAACCGAAAGAAGCUAGCUGACUGUGUGCUGGGGUUCGGGCGCAGGACUACAGGAGGAAAGGAUGGAGAAUUCUAUCUGGUAACUGAUGCCUCAGACAAUGACAUGAUCGACCCAAAACCCGGUACUCUUCGCCAUGCUGUGAUCCAGAAGGAGCCACUUUGGAUCAUAUUUGCCCGCGACAUGAUAAUAAGGUUGAAACAGGAGCUGAUCAUGGCUGGUAAUAAGACCAUCGAUGGCCGUGGGGCUAAUGUUCACAUUGCAUAUGGUUGUGGCAUUACUAUACAGUUUGUGAAGAAUAUCAUCAUCCAUAACCUCCAUAUACAUGACAUUGUUCCUGCUCAAGGUGGGAUGAUUAGAGACUCUGUAGAUCAUUAUGGCCUCAGAACUGCCAGUGAUGGAGAUGGGGUUUCGAUAUUCGGCUCAUCCAACGUCUGGGUGGAUCAUCUCUCCAUGUCCAACUGCAAGGAUGGGCUUGUUGAUGUGAUCAUGGCAUCCACAGCCAUCACCAUUUCAAACUGCCAUUUCACUAAUCACAAUGAGGUGAUGCUGUUUGGUGGCAGCAAUAAUUUCCAGGGCGAUAAGAUCAUGCAAGUGACAGUGGCAUUUAACCAUUAUGGAAGAGGACUAGUCCAGAGAAUGCCAAGAUGCAGAUAUGGCUUCGUCCAUGUUGUCAACAACGAUUACACUCACUGGCUCAUGUAUGCCAUUGGUGGUAGCCAGAACCCCACCAUCAUAAGCCAGGGGAACCGGUUCAUCGCCCCUCCAAAUAUGGCUUGCAAGGAGGUGACCAAGAGGGACUAUGCAAGCCCAGAUGAGUGGAAAUCUUGGACAUGGAUCUCACAAGGGGAUCUGCUACAAAACGGAGCAUUCUUUGUUCAGUCAGGAGACCCUAAAAAGAAGCAUCCAUUCACCAGGUACGACAUGAUAAAGGCGAAGCCUGGCACAUUUGUUAACAGGCUCACUCGCUUUUCGGGGUCGCUGGGCUGCAAGGUGAACCAACCAUGUUAGCACUGAUAAGAGGAUGAAACGCACAGGAGGAGAGGAAGAUGAGGUGUAGAGAGCCAAGACCAAGUGGAUGUGGGGGAGAGAAUUUCAUUUGGUCCAAUUCCUCCGCCCAUCUUAUGGGGUAUCAUUAUUAUUACAAUAUUACUUGAUUAUGUAUGUAAUUACUAAUUAGUUGUGGAGCAUUUAAUCUGUGGUACAAGCGCCGAGAUGAGAGUUUUAAAUUCGUAACUCCUUUCUUUUCCUACUUCAAUAACUCUGACAAUAUGAAUUGUAAAUCCAAGUUUAGCCA